CUUCUACCUUGAGUCUUCUGAAUAGCGCGCUUCUCUCUCUAAAACAAUUCCUCUAUCGGAUGUCAGAGCAGAAGGAAUUUUCAAGAUCCAUUUGGAGCUUCCGUAUGUAUAAUUGUUGUUAAUCAGUGAAUAUCACUCCUCGUAGAGAAGAUGCAGAGAGAAAACUCAAUCUCGAGCCAUUCAUAUCCCACUGUCAAUGUAUCGUCGAGCGACUAUGAUUUUCCGGCGUCACUUUAUCACAGCUUGAUGCCCAAGCAAUCUCCUGUUCCAGAUUACUCCAACGAUAUUUCCACACUAUCGCUUCCUUGGCUAAAUGGCGAAGCCUUACCGUCGGGAUUCCCUCAAAUCCAGCAGCAGAGGCUUCGUCAGGACUUUAUGUAUCGUCAUCGAGGAGCGCUCUGUCAUCUUCAGGACGUCGCGCAGCAGGCGCAGGCCCUCCGCCAGGAGAACGUGAAUCUCAAAGUGACCAAUCUUGACCUGAACAAUCGCUUGAAUUUGAUGCUCAAUCCGACUUCGUUUCACAGUGCGGAUCUCAGUCCGGAUUUGGACUCUGUUUUGAAUGGAAUGCGAAAGAUAACUGUGGGUGGUUCGGAAGAGGGUGAGAUUGAAGUCGCAAGAAAUAGGCCGGCGGCUAGUGUUGUGGAUUCGAGCCCGAAUUGCCUGCAGCGUGGUGGGGUGGAGAGGUUCCAUUUGCCCAAGAGUAUUUCAGUUCGUUCCAGUGGGUACCUGAAGGCAAGUCGAGCUGCUCGUAAUUGUGUAAAACAACCUGCAAACCAGAGCAAAAUCGACAAUGGAACGCAAAGGGUGUAUGUUAAAGGGGUGAAGAAAGAGCAAGCAGUGGAACUAGAAGUGUACAAUCAGGGCAUGUUCAAAACAGAGCUGUGCAACAAAUGGCAGCACACUGGCACUUGCCCCUACGGCAACAACUGCCAGUUCGCCCAUGGCAUCGAGGAGCUCCGCCCCGUGCUGCGCCACCCACGCUACAAGACAGAGGUGUGCCGCAUGGUCCUGAACGGGAUCCCCUGCCCUUACGGCCACCGCUGCCACUUCCGGCACACCCUGACUGACCAGGAGCAACUCACAAGAACAGCCAUGAUCAGCAACACCCACUCGGCCGCUCUCCUGCUGCCCCCAAACUACCACCAGUAAUAAUCCUUGACUCACUCUCUUUCGUUCGAUCUUCUUAUAUAUGCAUCAUCAUGAUCUUUCUCAUUAUUUUUGAUGGAAAUUAAGGUUUUGAUUGGUAAAUAAGAUGUAUAGAAAAUGUCCCUCCUCCUGCUGCUGCUGCAUAUAUAAAGAUUUUAACAAUUGAAUGAAUAUAUACAUAUACACAUUCAUGUAGAGUAGACUAUAGAACAUGUGAAGGAGGUCCUCAAACAAUAUUAUAUUUUGUGGGUAUGCCUCAUUUUUGUCCAAAAAUUCUCUGUUCCCUAUUAUGAUACAUACAUAUAUACACAAUGCAUUUAAGUGAGAUGAAUUUGUA
This is a messenger RNA of Andrographis paniculata, 1483 nucleotides long. Its product is annotated as zinc finger CCCH domain-containing protein 15-like. Gene Ontology annotation, molecular function: mRNA binding; metal ion binding. The record is from RefSeq and is a predicted model, not a curated record. The coding region runs from base 151 to 1149 and encodes 332 amino acids. The transcript has 3 exons. NCBI's taxonomy places the organism in Eukaryota, Viridiplantae, Streptophyta, Magnoliopsida, Lamiales, Acanthaceae.